AUGGCAGUCAGUGCGUUUGCAGCCCGCAAAGCUGCUCGACGACCCAUUGGACAGGCGACGAGCCAGAACGAGGUGCAGACAUCGCUGGUGAUCGAGACAUACAUCGAUCCGCUUGAAGGAUCUAAGCCACCAAAGAAGAAGCAGAAACGGGGGAAUGAGCCCAGGAAUAGAAGCCCGCGACAACCGCAGCAAACAGAUGGCUUGGUCAACGUGUGGGAUGGAUCCCUUGAGGAUGGCGCGAAGGCUAUCGAGAGUCAUAGUGAAAGCGACUCAGGAUCUGUCAAUGAGCCAGAGACUCUCGCACAGUCAAUGGCUCCAGUUCAGAGGCUCUCGAUAUUCGACCCGUCAAGAAGCAAGGUUCUGAGCGAAACAGAAACCGAAUGGACGGUCAGACUCCAUCCGAAUGACAAUCUAGCAAUACUGGGCCAGUACGAUAUAUGGGUUCGAUCCGGCGCAAUUCGCAUUCUUGGGGCUGUCAUCCAUGCCAGCUCUCGUUUACACCGGGUAUAUGCCCCAUCAACCCAUUCGAUACCGCCAAUUCGGCCCGUACCAAAUCCUUUCGGUACGGGAAAUGCACCUGUCGAGCUUACCAUCAUCUCGUGCGGAAGCCGCAUGAGGAUGCUCAGGCAGAUAGCGCCCAAAUUUGGACGUAUCUGGAAUGGAAAACAGCACUCCAAGUCACCAUUUGCUUUUUCGAGGCGUUCUUUCGUGAAUAUCCAAUCCACGGCAGAUGACCCACAUCGUCGCCCACUGCGUUUAUUGGAAAUCCCAUCCGACUGGCAACGAACGGUGUCCAGACUACAAUCUGUCAAAACCGAACGACCCCUAGCCAUCAUGGUUUGCGGUCCAAAGGCCGCUGGGAAAUCUACGUUUUGCCGCAUACUAGCCAAUGCAUUACUUCAAGAAGCGCCUCCCAUGGGGGAUAAGAACGUGACAGACAACGAAUGCGCCGCCUUUUUAGACCUUGACCCAGGUCAGCCAGAAUACUCACCGCCUGGUAAUCUCUCCUUGCUCCGGCUAAAAUCCUGGAACCUUGGACCUCCUUUCACCCAUCCGACAUCUGGGCUUAAUCAACUUUUCAGAGCACACCAUUUUGGUCAUUUUUCUCCAAAAGAGGAUCCAAAACACUACUACCGAUGCGCAUUGGACCUUUUCGACCAUUAUCGACAGAUGGCAAGAGACUACAGAUCAUGUCCGCUGAUAAUCAACAGCGCGGGCUGGAUUCAAGGCAAUGGGCUGGAGCUGUUGUCUGAGCUGAUCCAUGGUAUGGACCUCACGGAUGUCAUUUAUAUGAGCACAUCAGGGCCUGAGGAGGUAGUCGACACGUUGACCAAGGCGACAAAGAGGGCGAACAAUGUGGCACUUCAUCAAUUGAGCUCGCAAUCCUCAGACUUUACGACUAGACCAGCGGCAGAUUUCCGGAUGAUGCAGACACUCUCGUAUUUUCAUAUGAGCGAACCAGAAGGGAAGGACCACGAAAUGCGCUGGAACCCAUGGCCUCUUACCGGUGUGGCGCCUCUGGUCAUACAUUACGCAGGCCCAAAACAAGCAAUUCAGGCGGUUACAAUUCUUGGGGAUGCACUAAGCACCGAGUUCCUUGACACGUUUCUCAACAGUAUUCUGGAUGGAUGUGUGGUUGGUGUAGUAGCUGUUGACCAGAGUGUUGGGGAAAUUAGCCGAGGAGAGGACAGCGCUUGGAGCGUCGAACAGGAUGAAAAUAUGCCAGAUCAAGGCGCAGAUACCCCAAACCAUGCGUCAGUACUGCGGACUGCUACCGAGAUACCCUACCUUCCCUCGUCCAAUCACACCAACUCUCUUCUGUCCCCGGACCGGUCUUUUUCCCUUGGUCAAGCGCUCGUUAGAGGUAUCGACCCCAAUCACAAGACAAUUCAUUUACUCACGCCCAUUCCCUCCAGCACUCUACAGACCCGGUCCCCUAAUAUUGUACUUGUCAGAGGCUCUCUAGACACACCUACGUGGGCCUACAGGGAAGGGUAUGAGUUGGAAAGAGCAAAGCGAAGGGUACGAGAGGGCAAGCUGGACAGCAACGAAGGCUUUGAUGGAGAAGAAGAGCGGAGCUGGGCGGAGGGGCAGCCUUGGGCUAGCAUUGUCGAUGGGGGUAGACGGAGCAGUGGGAGAAUCAGGAGAAUUAGAAGAGAUAUCAGAUAUCGACCAGUAGGGGAAGCAUCUGAAUGA
Letharia columbiana is the source of this 2196-nucleotide messenger RNA. RefSeq lists its product as uncharacterized. Gene Ontology annotation, biological process: cleavage in ITS2 between 5.8S rRNA and LSU-rRNA of tricistronic rRNA transcript (SSU-rRNA, 5.8S rRNA, LSU-rRNA). The record is from RefSeq and is a predicted model, not a curated record. Lineage: Eukaryota; Fungi; Ascomycota; Lecanoromycetes; Lecanorales; Parmeliaceae. The transcript is spliced from 4 exons. Gene Ontology annotation, molecular function: polynucleotide 5'-hydroxyl-kinase activity. The coding region runs from base 1 to 2196 and encodes 731 amino acids. Gene Ontology annotation, cellular component: nucleus.